Messenger RNA from Xiphias gladius (swordfish), 2006 nucleotides. RefSeq names its product myelin-associated glycoprotein-like. The transcript is spliced from 10 exons. Bases 1 to 1950 code for a protein of 649 amino acids. NCBI's taxonomy places the organism in Eukaryota, Metazoa, Chordata, Actinopteri, Istiophoriformes, Xiphiidae. The record is from RefSeq and is a predicted model, not a curated record.
AUGUGGUGUUUGGAGCUGCUCUUAACACUGCUGUUGAUCAUCAACGAUGCAAGUUGCCAGUGGAACGUUUGGGUACCUCGGGACAUCUCGGCCAUGACAAACUCCUGCGUGGUCAUCCCGUGCACCUUCAUGUAUCCGUCUGGCAUCAGGCCGUACCGUGGCAUUCACGGUAUCUGGUACUUUGGCCAGCCCUACCCUCAACUCUUCCCUCCUGUGGUCUUCAAGUCACGCACGGAUGUCGUGCACGAGAGCUACAAGGGCCGGACCAAGCUGCUGGGUGACCUGCACCAGAGGAACUGCACUCUGCUCAUCAACAACAUUGGCACUGAGCACUCAGGGAGAUACUAUUUUCGCGCUGACCUCGGUGGAGCCAACAUGUAUACGUACCCAGACUUCGCUGAGCUCAAAGUUCUUGAUCAACCCAGCAUCGACGUCCCAGAGGAGAUUGUCAGUGAUGAGAGUCUUGAGCUAACAUGUUAUGCUCCUGACAACUGCCCUGACAUGACACCAGAGAUCCAGUGGAUGUACACCGACUACUUGCCCGACCCAGAGUUCUCUUCUGACUACCUGGAAGAGAGCAACACAGCGGUACUCUCCAGCACCCUCACCUUCACACCCAGACCCAUGCACAACGGACAACUCCUGGGUUGCAGGGUCUACUACCCCAACACGACACUGGUUUACGAGAGGCUUAUCUCUCUAGACAUCAAGUAUGCUCCACGCUCGGUGUGGGUGAAUGUGUCCUCAGAGGUGAUGGAGGGCAGCUCUGUGGUGCUGCACUGCGAGGUGGACAGUAACCCUCCCUCCAGGAUCUCCUGGAUGUUUGGAGACCAGGAGCUGUUGUGGGACACGGCGUCCAACAUCUCGCUCCCCCUGGAUGAUGUGACGCCUGCACAGGAGGGAAUCUACACCUGCGUUGGGGACAACGGCUACGGCAUGAUGAACACCUCACUCUACCUGGCCGUCAAGUACCCUCCACGUGAGCCCCUGGUAAACAACUCCAUCACAGUACUAGAGGGCACCUCGCUGGCCUUGCACUGCAGCACCCAGGGCAGCCCGGCCCCGACCCUCACCUGGCUGAAGGACGGGGAGCUGGUGGGCACCAUCACCGCUGACGAGCUGUCAGUGCUGGAGAUCAUGGCGAUCACACCGCAGGGAGAUGGACAGUACCGCUGCCUGGCCGAGAACGAGCACGGCCGAGCCAGCAGUUCCCUCAACAUCACUGUUGAGUACGCCCCAGUCCUUCUGGAGGAGUCAAAGUGCACAGUGGUGAGGGAGGGUGUCCAGUGUGUCUGCAUGGCCACAGGAAACCCCGAACCCAUCAUCGAGUUCUACCUGCCCGACCUGAACAUCACCAUCAACGAAACAGAUGGCCGGUACAACUUCUACACGCACACGGACGGACACACCUCCACAGGCAUGAUCAAGCUGCGGGAGAAAGGAGAGCGCGUCGACAACGGCGGCCCUGCCGUCAACGUCCACUGCAGCAUCUACAACAUGUAUGGAAGAGAGAGCAUACUUCUGGAGCUACAGCAGGAGAAAAAGUACAUGAUGGCUGUUAUAGUUGGCACCAUUGGAGGAGUGGCGGUCAUAGCCUUCAUCAUUGCAGCAGUGAGAUACGUUGGCCACAACAACAAGAAAGAGAAUGGCAACCCUAGGCAGGACGUGGUCCUGGAGAACCCAGCUUUGUACUACAGCGCAGUCAAGAAGGACAAACAAAAUCUGAGGAAGAAAGUGCUUAAGACAGAGCUGUUGGGCUCAAAGUUUAACUCCAUUCUAGAGGAGACUACGGGAGAAGACGGGGAUUAUCAACCUGUGGGCUCUAUGGCAGGACUGGAGAGGCAAGAGCUGAAUUAUGCUGCUCUGGAGUUUAUCGGGGCCAGGCCCAGGGAGGGGGCCUCAGGGAGGGGGGAUGACGGCAGCAACUACACGGAAAUCAAAGCCAAAUGAAUCGCGAUCCUUCCCUGAUCCCUUGGCUAGGCGAGACGCAGUGGCAACCCCGUAUC